Molecule: messenger RNA, 2397 nt
Organism: Camelus dromedarius (Arabian camel)
Lineage: Eukaryota; Metazoa; Chordata; Mammalia; Artiodactyla; Camelidae
Gene: SPACA9
Product: sperm acrosome associated 9
Exons: 3
Coding region: 1099-1686 (195 amino acids)
Cellular component (GO): ciliary base; sperm flagellum; acrosomal vesicle
Source: RefSeq, a predicted model, not a curated record
CACAGGCUUGAGCCACGGUGUGUUGGGAACACUACCCUAGAUGGUACCCUUUCCAGCUAAGGAGAUGCUACCUGCUAAGGAGCUGGCUUGUCGAAGGCUGACUGCUCACAGGGUGGGGCAAGAGUGGGGACCAGGGCUCAGAACUGCUCAGGAGAAGCACACAGGCCCACAGAGGGCAACCCCUGCCUGGCAGCAUCCUUCAAAAAAUUCUUUAAUUUUUGCAAGAAUUUCUCCCAGGUUUUUAACUUGAAAUUUUAAAAACGUACAGAAAAUGAAUGCCCAUGUAACCUUCACCGAGAUACACCAAUCUGUAAUAUUUAGCCAUGUUUGCGUGUACCCUCUUCCCUCUGAACUGUUUGAAAGUAGACUGGCUGCAUCCUUUUUAGCCCGAACCCCAGAGGCUCAGAUUUCCAAGGGCACUGAACAGGUUUUCAGCACCAGGAAGGAGCACCUGAGACGCCCCCACUUCCGCUCAGAAUCUGCAUCAGGGUGGAGUGACCCCGGCCUGCUCCUUCUUGCCUUAGGUUCAAGGAGGCUUUUGGUAAAUAGUGGCCCCACGUGUGUUGACUUGCAACCCUCACCCUGCCCUUCCUGGACCAGAAGUAUCCAAAGGUUACCCACCCACACACUCGGCAGCUGGUGACAGUGCCCUUCUGUGCUUACACCACGGUGCAGGCUCCCUUCACCCACCACAGACCCGGGCCAGGGGUGCUGGAGUGUGGGCAUACGCUGUGGGGUCAAGAGCCUCAUCCCCCUACCAGGCGACUGUGCUUGGGAAGGGAUGACUUGAGGUCACGUGCAAAGACAUCCCCUUGGAACGAAAAGGCCAUCAGUGGCAGCAGGAAACCCUGCUUUAGACCUCAGUUCCUGGGAACUGGAGGAGGUGGGUGCUGCCCUGCCCCCGGGUCAUGGAGAGGAGGCGACUGUGUGACCUGGGUCAGUUCAUCCCGCCUGGACCACAGCCAGCUCCUCCCCAGCACAAGGUCAAGCAUCUCAGGUCACCCUGGAGAGAGAGCCCUGACCCGGGAGGGAUCCCCACCGCCAGCCAAGGAAAGGAGUUGAAAUUAGAUCAACCUACCGCUCGUCUUGGCACCUUUUAUGACUGGUUUAAGAGAAGCCUCCCUGCCGCCAAACACACCCACACGGGAGGUCCAGAGCUACACGGAGCACUACUGCAACAACUCCACCGACCGGCGCGUCCUGCUCAUGUUCCUGGACAUCUGCACGGAGCUGAGCAAGCUGUGCCAGCGCUUCGAAGCCCUGCACUCCGGCACCCCCGUCACCAACAACCUCCUCGAGAAAUGCAAAACCCUCGUUAGCCAAAGCAACGACUUAAGCAGCCUUCGAGCAAAAUACCCUCACGAUGUGGUGAACCACCUCAGCUGUGACGAGGCCAGGAACCACUACGGAGGCGUGGUCAGCCUCAUCCCCAUCGUCCUAGACUUGAUGAAAGAAUGGGUUGCCCACUCGGAGAAGCUGCCCCGCAAGGAGCUGCAGCACGUGAGUGAGCCCCAGGCCCGCCAGGAGGCCACCAGGGCGGCCGCACGGGCUUUCCAGACUGUAGGCGCCCAGCCUGGCUUAAGGAAACACAGCUAUAGGCAACUGACAAAAGACAGCCUCAGACCUAGGGGGACAGACAAAGGAUGUGCAAAACCUCCCUGGAGACCACCUGGUGGGAAACUGUAAGGCCUCAACCCCAGUCCCACCCCUUCCCUCCCCUUCCCAUAGGGUGCUUUGUUACUAAACUUGGUUUCCACUAGGUGAUCCAUUUUCAUCGUCGCCCACAGUCCCUGCCACUUAUUAACCCCAAAGGGGACUGCCCAAUACACGACUGAGAACCUUUCUCCUUCUCUCGCUUUAACUUCUUUCCCUUGCCUCUGAGUGUCAGGCUCUGUGCCGAUGAAGGGGACCCUCAGAGUGUGUGUGGGUAGAGGGUGUCGCAGGGAGGCUGGGAAAGAGCUGACUGUCCCACCCAGGUCCAGCUUUCCAGGCUGAGCCAUCCGGCCGGAGGAGGCCGCACAGCUCCCUUCCCGCCACAGCGGCGGCAGUGGCCGUAGGCGAGGCCUGGCCCUCUGCACGGCAGGGCUGCUCCCGCCUCGCAGGACGCUGCCUCGGAGUGUUUAGGUCCCUGGACCAAAGCCCAAACGGGAAUGAACCUGCCUUUCCUCUCCUUUACUUGAGAGAGAAACUCUGAGAGAAGCUGGAAGAAUUGAUUUUGUGCAUCCUGUACAAGAAUAAUUACCUGGUUUUCACAACAUAACUGAGGCCCAGACAUUGGAAAAAAUGUAUCACCAGCUCCUGAGCUUGCCAGAGGUGCUGUCUGACUGUUGGUUUUUCCCUUCACAGGGGGCGACUUAGCUUCUGUAUUCUUGCUUCCUCGGGAGCAACAGUCAAGAA